This is a messenger RNA of Zootermopsis nevadensis, 3067 nucleotides long. RefSeq names its product Y+L amino acid transporter 2. Gene Ontology annotation, molecular function: L-amino acid transmembrane transporter activity. The record is from RefSeq and is a predicted model, not a curated record. NCBI's taxonomy places the organism in Eukaryota, Metazoa, Arthropoda, Insecta, Blattodea, Termopsidae. Gene Ontology annotation, biological process: amino acid transmembrane transport. Gene Ontology annotation, cellular component: membrane.
AACGCAAGGGGUGAUGGAGUUGUAUGGCCGGUAUCAUCAGGGGGAGGAUUUUGUGUUCGUGCAGUUUCUUUCCAACGUUCUUCCAGUGCAGUCAGGAUUGUGGUCGUGUGGUUUGGCGUUUAGUUUGUGGAGUGACGCGUUUCGUAUCGACCACAAAGAGUUGUUUUUGUGUGCGUGUGAAACAUCGGAUAAUGGACCAUUUUUCUAGCUGAAUCGAAUUGUUUUGAAACACUUCGCCUGCAAGAUGCCUUCCUCUGAACGUGACAGACAGAAAUAUUCGGAGGUACCUGAGAAAGAUGGGGCUGGACAGAACGUCGUUAAAUCUGGCGACGAUGAGAUCUGCCUUAAGGCGAAGAUGAGUCUUUUGAACGGUAUCACCGUGAUUGUUGGCAGUAUUAUUGGGUCAGGAAUAUUCGUGUCGCCAACCGGUGUUCUGCUGAAUACGGGCUCCGUGAAUCUGUCCCUCAUCGUCUGGGUCGUCUCGGGCGUGUUUUCCAUGGUGGGCGCUUAUUGCUAUGCUGAGUUGGGCUGCAUGAUCUCCAAGAGCGGCGCUGACUACGCCUACAUCAUGGAGACGUUCGGCCCGUUCAUGGCGUUCAUUCGGCUGUGGAUCGAAUGCAUGAUCGUUCGACCGUGCUCGCAGGCCAUUGUGGCCCUCACUUUCAGUGUGUACGUUCUUAAGCCGUUCUUCCCCGAAUGUCAGCCUCCGGAGGAGCCAGUUCGCCUUCUAGCAGUCUGCUGCAUCAUGGUCCUGACGUUUGUCAACUGUUGGGACGUCAAAUGGGCUACUAGAGUACAGGACGUAUUCACGUACGCCAAACUGCUUGCGCUGUUCAUCAUUAUCAUCACCGGCUUGGUGCAGCUCUUCAAUGGACACACGGAAUAUUUCACGUUCGAAAAUACAAAUGCGGAUGUGACGAAGAUCGCCCUGUCUUUCUACUCUGGUUUGUUUGCAUACAAUGGCUGGAACUACCUCAAUUUCAUCAUUGAAGAGCUGAAAGACCCAAUCAGGAAUCUGCCCCGUGCUAUUGCCAUCUCUUGCACUCUGGUAACUGUUGUGUAUGUCAUGACGAAUGUGGCAUUCUACACGACACUGUCCGUCAACGAGGUCUUGGGUUCAGAGGCGGUUGCUGUGACGUUUGCUAACCGUUUGUAUGGCUACAUGGCUUGGAUCAUACCUGUGUUUGUGGCACUGUCAACAUUUGGAGCUGUCAAUGGAAUACUUCUAACCUCAUCAAGACUAUUCUAUGCUGGGGCAUGUGAAGGGCAGAUGCCAGAGAUUCUAACAAUGAUCCAGAUUAAGAAACUUACUCCAACUCCAGCUGUUCUCUGUAUGGCUCUACUGUCUCUGUUGUAUCUCUCCGUUUCCGACAUUUUUGCCCUCAUUAACUACGUGGGAUUUGCCACAUGGCUGAGCAUCGGAGUGGCUGUACUUUGUCUUCCUUGGCUGCGGUGGGCACAACCCAAUCUGCCCAGACCAAUUAAAGUGAAUCUUGUCUUCCCCAUUGUCUACAUCAUUGCCAGUCUGUUUGUGACGAUUGUGCCCAUGAUAGCAAGCCCUAAAGAGACAGGAUAUGGCUGCCUCAUGAUCUUCUCCAGUGUUCCAGUGUACCUGAUUUUCAUCUCUUGGAGGAAGAAACCCAAACCCAUUCAACGUGCACUUGGUGUGGCCACGCACAGCCUGCAAAAGUUAAUGAUGGUUGUACGACCCCAAACAAAGUAGCAGUAACCCGCUGUCUGCAGAAGAUCAUGAUGGUGGUUGGUAAGGAGAAACCUGCCCAGGUGUAAGGAACUUACUCGAAGAGACAUCACACACAGUUAUUAAUUUAUUGGAAUCAGCGUAAUAUGUUGCAAACUGUUAAAUUGUUUGCUGUAUAAGGGACCUGGUUAUUUUGGCUUCUUUUAUUUACAUCUGGCCAAUGAUUUAAUUAUCUGUUUAGGAUACCAACAGUCAUUACAUCAUGGACACACCACUGACUUUGAGAACAGUACCAUGUAAAGUGGUAUAUAUUAUAUUUUUUAUAAAAGUGCCAAGAAACGUGCACUACCAUUAAAAUUAUCUCUAUGUUUCAUCACAAAGACUCUCACUUAUAAAACACUAUGUAAUUGUUUUAUUUUGUUUUAUUUUAUUUCUACCAAUUUAUUGCAUUGAAUUAGUACUGAUUUAGCCUGGACAUAUGACUUAUGUCAGACCAAUGAUAUUAUUAAUAUAUCAUACAACAUACAUUUCUUCAGAUGUGAAGUUCCAUGUAACCUAAUAAUAUACUCUCAUUAAUAAGUAAGAAAUGUGAUAAAGUAGAAACAAACUAUGUUGAUGUUUCAGUAGGAUACACAUGUAUAGCUGUAUGAGCAAAGAAAAUAAUAAUGUCUGUAUCAUGGCUGUUCACUUGUUCUAAGGAACAGUAAUUUUGACCCAAAACAUUCCCUGUUUUGGAGUAUGUCUUCGUGCUGAAGAAUUCUUCCAAGAAAUAUGAGAAUUAUUAGAAUUGUUACCCACAUUUUGUACAUAUAAUAUCAUUUGAUUGUAAACUGCCAAUUUAUUUUUAUAAGUUGAAAUGUAUGGGGCUGUUUAGUUGAGUUGGUCUUUUAGUUGGGAUUGCUGUGUUAACGUAGUUAUGAGCAUGAUUGAAGUAAUUUAAGGAAACCUAGAAUUAAAUAUUUUAUAAAAUUACUGUAAGUGAUUAUGUAGUACGUUAUGAAUUGACUAUUCUAUCAUUAGUAGCAAGGAGUUAUCUUAUAAUUGAAGCACUUUUAUUUAUCUCCCAAUAUUAAAUUAUAUUAUUUGUAAGAAACUGGUAAAAUUUUAAUUUACGCUUGCUUCAUUUUAUUCUAUAAAAUAAACAUUUUGUUUCUAUGCUUGCAUUCACUAAAUGGGUGAAUGUAGCAUUAUGCUUCCUGCAGACAUGAUGAUGCUUCGACUGCAUACAGUUAUAGAACAUCAUAUGAUAAGGUUUAUUUAAUUUUAUUAAGUAGAUUUAGAAAUAUUUAUAAUUUAGUAUUAUAAUUUAAUCUUCAUGCUAGUUAUAAUUAUAAUAAAGCUCAAUGACUUUCUGGUUGUGUAGAAAGA